This is a messenger RNA of Mauremys reevesii (Reeves's turtle), 3104 nucleotides long. It is a transcript of the gene GPR161, whose product is annotated as G protein-coupled receptor 161. Gene Ontology annotation, cellular component: recycling endosome; membrane. The transcript is spliced from 6 exons. The record is from RefSeq and is a predicted model, not a curated record. Gene Ontology annotation, molecular function: G protein-coupled receptor activity. Bases 143 to 1708 code for a protein of 521 amino acids. Lineage: Eukaryota; Metazoa; Chordata; Testudines; Geoemydidae. Gene Ontology annotation, biological process: G protein-coupled receptor signaling pathway.
CUCUCUUGGCGGCAGCUGUGGGGGGUCCGGGGCGCUGUAACCCGAAACCUCCCGCCCCUGAGUGCAGCGGAGGAAGGAGGAAGCGGCUCGGGCCGGCGCUGACCAGCAUGUACUGUCUGCUCUGUCAACGUGUGCUCUGACAAUGAGCAUCAACUCCUCCCUCAGCAAUGGGAAGGGCCUGAGAAACCUCACAGCGCAGGAAGACGGGGCAGUCAGAGUCACCGAGUCGAUUGCUAUUAUUGUCAUUGCUAUUUUCAUCUGCUUGGGCAAUUUGGUGAUUGUCGUCACCCUCUAUCGGAAGUCUUACCUCCUUACGCUGAGCAACAAGUUUGUGUUCAGUCUGACACUGUCCAACUUCCUUCUGUCUGUCCUGGUGCUUCCUUUUGUCGUCACCAGCUCCAUCAGGCGGGAAUGGAUCUUUGGAGUAGUUUGGUGCAACUUUUCUGCCUUGCUCUAUAUGCUGAUCAGCUCGGCCAGCAUGUUAACUCUUGGUCUCAUUGCUAUAGAUCGGUACUAUGCUGUCUUGUAUCCAAUGGUGUAUCCAAUGAAGAUCACAGGAAACAGAGCAGUUGUAGCCCUUGUUUACGUGUGGCUACACUCCCUCAUUGGCUGCCUUCCUCCUCUCUUUGGCUGGUCUUCCUUGGAGUUCGAUCAAUUCAAAUGGAUGUGUGUGGCUGCGUGGCAUAAGGAGGCAGGCUACACAGCCUUUUGGCAGAUCUGGUGCGCUUUGCUGCCCUUCCUGGUUAUGAUGAUCUGCUACGGAUUCAUAUUUCGCGUGGCUAGGAUUAAAGCACGCAAGAUUCACUGCGGUAGCGUGGUCAUUGUAGAGGAGGACACUCAGAGGAAUGGGAGAAAGAACUCUAGCACCUCUACCUCCUCUUCGGGCAGUCGAAGGAAUGCUUUCCAAGGGGUUGUCUACUCAGCCAAUCAGUGCAAAGCUUUCAUAACCAUCUUGGUUGUCAUUGGUGCUUUUGUGAUCACAUGGGGGCCCUACAUGGUAGUAAUUACGUCAGAAGCACUUUGGGGGAAAAAUAGUAUUUCUCCUGCUCUGGAGACAUUAGCAACAUGGUUAUCUUUUUCAAGUGCCAUUUGCCAUCCACUGAUUUAUGGACUCUGGAACAAAACAGUGCGCAAAGAACUAUUAGGAAUGUGUUUUGGGGACCGGUAUUACCGGGAGUCAUUUGUUCAGCGUCAUAGGACAGCCAGAUUAUUCAGCAUUUCCAAUAGGAUCACAGAUCUGGGACUAUCUCCCCAUCUCACAGCUCUCAUGGCAGGUGGGCGGCCUUCAGGACACAGCAGCAGCACAGGGGACACUGGUUUCAGCUGCUCUCAGGAUUCAGGGACAGAUGUGAUGCUGCUUGAGGAUUAUAGUUCGGAUGGUGCUCACCACCCACAUUGCGUUUAUCCCUAUCGACGGAGGAGUUCGGUGACAUUCGAAGACGAAGUGGAGCAAAUCAAAGAAGCUGCAAAGAAUUCCAUUCUCCAUGUAAAAGCUGAAGUCCAUAAAUCAUUGGACAGUUAUGCAUCCAGUUUAGCCAAAGCUAUUGAAGCUGAUGUGAAAAUCAGCUUGUUUGGAGAAGAUGCUUUACCAGGAUCUUUGUUUCCUUCACGAACUGUACCAGGCGGCAAUGUGGGUGCACGGCGUGGUGGCAGAGCCCAGGCUGGCCAAAGACUUCAGCUUCAAAGCAUCGAUGAAGGGAAUAUUUGACAAGAGCACUGAACUAGAAGAAACCACUAAGUAGGAUCCAGUAUAGUAAUAAUUAUUUUAAAAGAAGCAGAGUAUUCAGAAUGGCUUAACUUCAGUAUUUUAGUCAAGAACACUUGAAAAUACCUGAAUACUUGUCUUUAAAUACAUACAUCUACAUUUUAGAACAGUAUUUACUUACUGUUCAGGAUACUGUAGAUGUGUUUGUGUAAUGUUUUUAUCCAUUAUACAGCACUGGUCCAUCAGAUCAAGUAUCCUUCAGUGGCCAAUUCCUGAUAUUUCAUAGGAAAGCAAAACAAACAAACAAAAAGCCCCAUGCAGCAUUAUACAUGGUGUUGUAGAGAUUUUUCUUCCUGACCCAUGGGGCUAUCAAUGUAAUCCCUAAAAGAGGAGAUUUGAUGGCUCUACUUACUGGGAACUUUAAACACAGUGUUAUUUUGGAGAACUGUAAAAAAAUGACAGGAGCAUGGAUUUAACUAAAGCACAAAAUCUGAGCCUAGUUUUCAGAUUUCCAGGAUCCCUUUCAUCCAAACAGGGCCGGCUCCAGACCCCAGCGUGCCAGCGUGCGGGGGAUGCUCCACCGGAGCCGUGGGACCAGCGGACCCUCCGCAGGCACGUCUGCAGGAGGUCCACCGGAGCCGUGGGACCGGCAACCGCCAGAGCGCCCCCCGCAGCAUGCCGCCGUGCUUGGGGCGGCGAAAUUGCUAGAGCCGCCCCUGCAUCCAAAUUACUAUCCUGCUCACCUUUGGUGGUGGAUUAUAUUUUGGACUGUUCAGUCGUAGGAAUACUAAAUAUGAGGCCAUAUUUAUUCCUUUUAUUCCACUGGACAAAUGUUGUACUGCAGAGAGCAGAUGCAUCAUUCUCAUAUGUAUAAUGGGUAGAGGCAGACAAGCACUGGAAAGAUGGCAGAAAGAAAUGGUUUUAGAAGAUGGACAUGCGAUUUUGUUUGGGGUUUUUUAGUUCUCAAUGAGAAUUACGAUUUGCUUUCCUUGUUUUGUUUUUACUUAGAGGCAUUGUACAGCCACUGAGAUUAAAAGGAUGAGAUAGAACAUAAAUACUGUAUUGCCACUUAAUAUUGACGUUAUACAGGAUUCAUCUUUUAGACACAGAAAAUGUUUGUGAGUUGGAUUUUUACAAGGGAGUAUGUCUUUUUGUGGUGUUAAAGCAAUAGCUACCUCAGUGCAAGUAUUUCUUGGAGUUUAACUCGUUAAAUCUUAAAAUAACACUAUUUAGCACUUAUAUAGCACUUUUCAUGUUCCAAGCGCUGUACAAACAUGAAUUAAUCCUUACAGCCCACUAGCACCAAGAGGCAGGUAGGUGGGUAAGCAGUAUCAUCCCCAUUUUUGCUGAAGCAUUAAAGUGAAAGGCCAAGUUUGUCCAGAAGUUCACUCAUUUUGUG